CCUUACCAUACAAUACUAAAAUAACUGUCAAAAGAAAAGCUUGAAGAUUACAAAUAUGACGUCUGCUCCAUCACAAUUUCGCCGAAAGCUGUAUUUUGCUAUCGUAUUUUGUUUCGAAGUUAAUUGUCAGUCAAUACAAAUGAACCUGUAGUAUAGUCCAACAUAUUUUAUUCAUUCUAAAUUCAGAAUUUGAGCCACUGUGCAAUGUAACGAGCAACCAUACUUUAUUAAGCUUGUGAAUGAGAAAUUUAAUCACUGAUGGAUUAUGAUCGUGAUAAAAAGAAAGUGCGCUAAGUUUGGAGUUGCGCAAAGUAAGGUGUGUACUUGGCAAUCAAAAUUUUAACGAAUUGUCGGUGUGAUCAGGUGGUCAGUUAUCAGAACCAAUCAGUUCGUGUCUUGAUAACGUUGACAUGUAUCGGGAAACCUCGUACCUAUGACUAUAAAAGUACGCUCCGAAAUUAACCUCUCGUCAGUAGUAAUCCAAAGCUAGGGAGUCAGGUCAAGUGAUAAUGAAGCAAUUCGGCCUACUUACAGUACUCUGUGUGUUGGGAGCUCAGGCUCUCCCAGAUCGCACACCUAGACUCAUUAAUGGAAACAUUUCUCCGCACAAGCCAUAUAAUGCGUAUGUGCAAUACCUGAAUGCCCAGAAUGCUGGAUUCUUCGGAGGAGGUACGAUCAUCUCCGACCGUCAUAUCAUUACGGCUGCCCAGAACAUUCUAGGGUUUGUUCGGUGGGAUAUUGGAGUUGGAUCCAACAUCUUCACUCAGUUGUCUAUGCUCACAACCACCAUGGCUACUCCUCAUCCGAACUUCAAUUCUGCGAACCGCGCAAACGACAUUGGUAUCAUCACACUAGUGAAUUCUCUCAUAUUCACGACAACCAUUGCUCCGAUAGCGCUUCCAGCUUUGGGUGAAGUCACUCAACUACCACUCGAAAAUGAACAAGGAACCAUUGUAGGAUUCGGAUUCACAACCGCAAUCUCGACUACAAGAUCGGAUUACCUAAUGCGAGCGUUCCAACGUGUCACGAACGACGCUCGCUGUCAGCAAUUCUACCAAAUUACGCUACCGAAUCAUUUCUGUGCCGAAGAUACAGUUGAACGAGCCAAUGUAUGCAACGGAGACAUCGGAGCAGGAUUUGUAACGCACGUCCGUGGAACAAUCCUACUGACAGGUGUUGCUUCACUGAUCACACACGGUUGUGAUAUACAGAGUCCAACGGGAUACACUCGCAUUGCUGCGUUUAGACAAUGGAUUCAAUCUGUCACCCAAGUCUGAGAGAAACAAAAUGCUAAUCUAAAUGUGAUGUUUUAGAUAUCAAUAGUAUAGAGAAGGACACUAUGUAUCAAGCGAAAUCGUGAACAGUUUUGUGUUUCAUUUGAUAUCACAUUAUAACUUAAAAGAAAUUAGAAACCCGAAUAUUACAGGCUGAUAGCAAAACGAAUGAAACAUGCUUUUCAAUAAUGAACUAAAGGAUAAACUACAAGUUGUUGUCAUAACCAGGAUUGGAAGAAUUGACCAUUGGCAAAACCAGUAAAACCACGCAAAUAUAUAAUUACGAAAUUACCUUUUCUUUU
Messenger RNA from Topomyia yanbarensis, 1576 nucleotides. RefSeq names its product vitamin K-dependent protein C-like. Bases 510 to 1277 code for a protein of 255 amino acids. Lineage: Eukaryota; Metazoa; Arthropoda; Insecta; Diptera; Culicidae. Gene Ontology annotation, molecular function: serine-type endopeptidase activity. The transcript has 4 exons. Gene Ontology annotation, biological process: proteolysis. The record is from RefSeq and is a predicted model, not a curated record.